AACGUUAACCAGUAACUGGGCAACUGCCGAAUCUGUCUUUCCAUAUUGGCUCUAAUAUUCAAACCAAAAACAAUGUUCGAUUGAAACGGAUUUUGAGCCACAAUGGCGGCAUCCACUGACUCGGAAUGCUACAGCAAGACAGUCAACGCUACAGUAUCCUCACAAACCUUGGGAGGCACCAGUGAAAGGAGGAAACAGACCCGCCAUUUUCCUGCAAGCCUCCAGUCCAUUUAAACCCAGCAGGGGGAGGCGAAAAAAGAUAAGAGACACAGAAGGAAAGAGAGCGAGAGAGAGAGAGAGGGGGAGAGAGUUAGAGUGUGUGGUACAGGGUGAGGGUAGGAGAAAGUGAGGACGUUAAAAUAAAAUUAAAAAGGAAGGCACUGGAUUUUUAUCUGCCUUUUAAGUCCAACGUCCCGUAAGCAUUUGCAUUAAGCUAACGUUACAUUGGGGUUUCUAGGACGGAUACGUGGAUACAAGCAAAAUUGUUUUUUAUCCUAUUGGUUUUUUUUUUUUUUUUUUUUGGUUUUUUUUUUUACGUGAGUCGCUUUACGGCCGGUCCUAUUUUUUCUUUCUUUCCUCUGUAUUUUGUGUCAGGUGGUGGAACCGUGGAAGCCCCCGAGGGCAAUCCCAAUUCCAUUGAAUCUGGAAGAUAUAACCGGUAUUUUAUUCUUUCUACAAAUCUGUGAAGAUGUCUGGACAAAGCAUUACGGAUAGGAUAACUGCAGCUCAACACAGUGUAACUGGUUCUGCGGUGUCCAAAACUGUAUGCAAGGCGACCACGCAUGAAAUAAUGGGGCCAAAAAAGAAACAUUUGGAUUACCUGAUCCAGUGCACCAAUGAGAUGAAUGUGAACAUCCCCCAGCUAGCCGACACGCUGUUCGAGAGGACCACAAACACCAGCUGGGUGGUGGUCUUCAAGUCCCUCAUCACCACGCACCACCUCAUGGUGUACGGCAAUGAGCGAUUUAUACAGUACUUGGCAUCAAGAAACACAUUAUUCAACCUGAGCAAUUUUUUGGACAAAAGUGGCUUGCAAGGUUACGACAUGUCAACUUUCAUCAGGAGGUAUAGCCGAUACCUGAACGAGAAGGCCAUGUCGUACAGACAAGUCGCUUUUGACUUCACGAAAGUGAAAAGAGGAGCGGAUGGAGUGAUGAGGACCAUGAACACAGAGAAGCUCCUGAAAACGAUUCCCAUAAUCCAAAACCAGAUGGACGCACUGCUCGACUUCAAUGUCCCCCAGGUCAAUGCCAAUGAACUCACAAAUGGGGUAAUCAAUGCAGCCUUCAUGCUUCUGUUCAAAGAUGCCAUCCGACUGUUCGCUGCAUACAACGAAGGGAUCAUCAAUCUCUUGGAGAAAUACUUUGACAUGAAGAAAACUCAAUGUAAAGAGGGCCUGGACAUCUACAAGAAAUUCCUCACUCGAAUGACGAGAAUCUCAGAGUUCCUGAAAGUGGCAGAGCAAGUGGGCAUCGACCGGGGGGACAUCCCAGACCUGUCGCAGUUUACGGUUUGUGCUCCAAGCAGCCUACUGGAUGCUCUAGAGCAGCACUUGGCCUCUUUAGAAGGUAAAAAGGUCAAAGACUCCACUGCGGCCAGCAGGGCCAGCACUCUCUCGAAUGCCGUGUCAUCGCUCGCAAACACCGGCAUAUCUUUCACCAAAGUGGAUGAAAGGGAAAAACAGGCGGCGCUGGAGGAAGAGCAGGCACGCUUAAAAGCACUUAAGGAGCAAAGGCUGAAGGAACUGUCAAAGAAGCCCUCUUCUUCAGCCACCACUGCAGCCUCACCCGUCUCCACCACCGGGGUCAGCAUUAGCACCGCCCCGGCCAUCGACCUGUUCUCCACACCCAGCUCCACAAACAGCGCCUCCAAGGUGGGGAGCGACUUGCUUGACUUGCAGCCAACGUUCCAGCCAGCCCUGCCCAUCUCCACUGGGUUGCCUGUAGCCAACACUUGGGGAGAUCCUUUCACUUCUACUGAAGCUGUCGAUGACUCCAUUCCAAACUUAAAUCCUUUCCUCACAAAACCCGUUGUCGACGCUGUCCAUCUACCUGUUGUGUCUUCUGACGGUGUUAGUUUUUCCUCUAGGACACCCAGUCAUGAAAUGUUCGGUGAUCAUUACAAUCCCUUUAUUGAUUCAAGUUCUUCUGUUGCAACCAAUUACGAACACGCAUGUGGGAUAGAGCAGUUUACCUCAGACUCCUUCUGCGGGCCUGCGCCUUACCCUAACGCCCCUCUCUUCCACUCUGAGUCUUCUGCUGUAGCUGGCUUAUUUGGAGGGUUCACGGCAUCUCCGACUCCUCAACCACAGACCUCAAGAGGCCUUAACGUCGACUUUGAGUCUGUGUUCGGCAAUAAGUCUGCCUCUGCCAACAACUCCGAUUCUGCCGAUGAUGUUUUAGGUGGGAUCCUGAAACCCACAGUGGCGUCCCCCAGUCAGGGCCUGCCCCCCAGCUGUCCGCCGCCUGGGAAACUGGUCUCGGACGACCUGGACUCCUCUCUGGCAAACCUCGUGGGCAAUCUGGGAAUUGGCAAUGGCACAACAAAAAAUGACAUCCACUGGAGUCAGCCUGGGGAGAAGAAGCUCACAGGCGGAACCAACUGGCAACCAAAGACUGCCCCCAGCACCACUUGGAACCCCGCCUCCAUGAAUGGCAUGCAUUUCCCACAAUACGCACCCGCUGUCAUGGCCUUCCCUGCAACGACGCCCACGGGGAUGGUGGCUUAUGGAAUGCCCCCACAGAUGGGCUCCAUGGCGAUGAUGACCCAGCCCACCAUGAUGUACACACAGCCCGUAAUGCGGCCGGCCAACCCCUUCGGCCCUGUCCCUGGGGCACAGCCCUCCGCAGCUUCUAGUCCCUCCAGUCAAAGUCCCCUCAGAGCUCCAGGAAAGGACCCCUUUGCACAGCUCUCUCUCAAGGAUUUCUUGUAGAGCGUCUUUAGAUGCAGUUCAUGUAGUGUGAAGGGAACCGUUGCUUUCCGAAGAUGAGGCGCAAAGCGGCAAAUACGUUCUCCUUUAAGCAAAAAUCCACUUUGCUGUUUCAGUCUUCGCUGAGAAUAUCAGCUCAGUAAAGGACUCAUGCAGGAAUCAAAGGGGGCGACAAUGGGGGAGACCGUGUUUAAAAUGGCACCGGAAGACUCUCCGCCUAUUUUGUAAUUUGUCUAACUAGAUAACAGUGUGAGCUGCUGUUAUCUCCCCGACAGAGGGAUACUCAACCUGUUUGAUGUCUGUAAAGAUAAAACAUGGGUGCCGAAUUUGGGGGUGGGGGUUGGG
Molecule: messenger RNA, 3274 nt
Organism: Anguilla anguilla (European eel)
Lineage: Eukaryota; Metazoa; Chordata; Actinopteri; Anguilliformes; Anguillidae
Gene: picalma
Product: phosphatidylinositol binding clathrin assembly protein a
Exons: 25
Coding region: 689-2932 (747 amino acids)
Biological process (GO): clathrin-dependent endocytosis; synaptic vesicle budding from presynaptic endocytic zone membrane; clathrin coat assembly
Cellular component (GO): clathrin-coated pit; synaptic vesicle; extrinsic component of presynaptic endocytic zone membrane
Molecular function (GO): phosphatidylinositol-4,5-bisphosphate binding; SNARE binding; clathrin heavy chain binding
Source: RefSeq, a predicted model, not a curated record